AUAGUGGGUUACCACUGAAGCUGAGAGCUGUGCCGGUAGACCAACGCAAGCCGAGGGCAGUGCAAGGAUUGGGCAGUCAGCAGUGGCGAUUGCUGCACUAUUUUUUGGCGGAUUAGAGGACACCCAAAGAAAAAGUAAUUCAUCGAAUGGGAGCGUAAUUUUGGUUCCAAUUAGCUAUUUCGUUGAGUCAUCGCAGUAACGUUACAAAUUUACGGAUAAUUUCUUAUUCGCAUCAUCUGGCUCAUCUAAUUGUACAUGUCAAUGUCACAGUUGGCAAGCUUUUUCUUCUGAAAGGUUUUACUUUUAAAGAGACUGAGGCAACUGAGUAAACUAAGUACAACUGCUAAUAUUAAGGAGACGACAGUCCACCAUGGAUAACGCUCACACAAAGAGUGUUGAAGAAGUCUACAGCCAUUUCUCCGUCAACGAAAGCACGGGACUUGGUUUGGACCAGGUGAAACGUCAGAAGGAAAAAUGGGGCUCGAACGAGUUACCUGCUGAAGAAGGGAAGUCUCUAUGGGAGCUCGUUGUUGAACAGUUUGAAGAUUUACUUGUACGAAUUCUACUGCUGGCAGCUUGCAUAUCUUUUGUUUUGGCCUUGUUCGAGGAUGGAGAGGAAACAAUUACAGCCUUUGUGGAGCCUUUUGUUAUCUUACUCAUUCUUAUAGCCAAUGCCAUUGUGGGUGUGUGGCAGGAACGCAAUGCUGAGGAUGCCAUUGAAGCCCUUAAAGAAUAUGAACCUGAGAUGGGCAAGGUCUACCGCCAGGACAGGAAGACCGUUCAGCGGAUCAAGGCCAAAGAAAUUGUGCCUGGAGACAUUGUGGAAGUUGCUGUUGGAGACAAGGUACCUGCUGACAUUCGUCUUACUUCUAUCAAAUCUACCACCCUGAGAGUAGACCAGUCCAUCCUGACCGGCGAGUCUGUUUCUGUGAUCAAGCACACUGACCCUGUGCCCGACCCACGGGCCGUCAACCAGGACAAGAAGAACAUGCUCUUCUCUGGCACCAACAUCUCAUCUGGCAAGGCUGUCGGUGUGGUGGUUGCCACCGGCGUGAACACCGAGAUCGGUAAGAUCCGCGACGAGAUGGCGGCCACCGAGCAGGAGAAGACCCCCCUGCAACAGAAGCUGGAUGAGUUCGGGGAGCAGCUGUCCAAGGUCAUCUCGCUCAUCUGCAUCGCCGUGUGGAUCAUCAACAUCGGCCACUUCAACGACCCCGUCCACGGAGGUUCCUGGAUCCGCGGCGCCGUCUACUACUUCAAGAUCGCCGUGGCCCUGGCCGUGGCCGCCAUCCCCGAGGGUCUGCCCGCCGUCAUCACCACCUGCCUGGCCCUGGGCACCCGCCGCAUGGCCAAGAAGAACGCCAUCGUCCGCAGCCUGCCCUCCGUGGAGACCCUGGGCUGCACCUCCGUCAUCUGCUCGGACAAGACGGGCACCCUCACCACCAACCAGAUGUCCGUCUGCCGGAUGUUUGUCAUUGACAAGGCCGAGGGCAACCGCUGCUCCCUAAACGAGUUCACCAUCACCGGCUCCACCUACGCCCCUGAGGGAGAAGUGUACCAGGAUGGCAGACUGGUCAAGUCCUCUGAGUAUGACGGUCUAGUGGAGAUCGCCACCAUCUGUGCCCUGUGCAAUGACUCCUCUCUGGACUUCAACGAGGUCAAAGGUGUUUACGAGAAGGUUGGCGAGGCCACGGAGACGGCCCUCACCUGCCUGGUGGAGAAGAUGAACGCGUUUGACACCGACGUCAAAGGCCUGACCAAGAUCGACCGGGCCAACGCCUGUAACUCUGUGAUCAAGCAGCUGAUGAAGAAGGAGUUCACCCUGGAGUUCUCCAGAGACAGGAAGUCCAUGUCUGUGUACUGCACCCCCAACAAGGCCCGCUCCUCCCUAGGGAAGAUGUUCGUUAAGGGUGCCCCUGAAGGGGUUCUGGACAGGUGUACCCAUGUGAGAGUUGGCACCAACAAGGUUGCCAUGACGCCGGGCAUCAAGGAGAGAAUCAUGUCCACGAUCCGCGAGUACGGGACUGGGCGCGACACCCUGCGGUGUCUGGCUCUGGCCACCCGGGACAACCCACCCAGGAAGGAGGACAUGAUUCUGGUGGACUGCGCUCGCUUCGUCGAUUAUGAGUCUGACCUGACCUUCGUGGGCUGCGUGGGCAUGCUGGACCCACCCAGGACCGAGGUGGCUGCCUCCAUCAAGCUGUGCCGCCUGGCUGGCAUCCGUGUCAUCAUGAUCACCGGCGACAACAAGGGCACGGCCGUGGCCAUCUGCCGCCGUAUCGGCAUCUUGAGCGAGGAAGACGACGUGGACAAAAUGGCGUUCACCGGUCGUGAGUUUGACGACCUCUCCCCUCAGGCCCAGCUGAACGCCGUGACCAACGCGCGCUGCUUUGCACGCGUCGAGCCCUCCCACAAGUCCAAGAUCGUGGAGUUCCUGCAGGGCUUCAACGAGAUCACGGCCAUGACUGGUGACGGCGUGAACGAUGCCCCCGCCCUGAAGAAGGCCGAGAUCGGCAUCGCCAUGGGCUCCGGCACGGCGGUGGCCAAGUCGGCCUCUGAGAUGGUCCUGGCCGACGACAACUUCUCCUCCAUCGUGGCGGCCGUGGAGGAGGGCCGGGCCAUCUACAACAACAUGAAGCAGUUCAUCCGCUACCUCAUCUCCUCCAACGUGGGCGAGGUCGUGUGUAUCUUCCUGACGGCUGCUCUGGGCUUCCCUGAGGCUCUGAUUCCUGUCCAGCUGCUGUGGGUCAACCUGGUGACAGACGGCCUCCCUGCCACCGCCCUGGGCUUCAACCCCCCCGACCUGGACAUCAUGAACAAGCCCCCCCGCAACGCCAAGGAGCCCCUCAUCUCUGGAUGGCUCUUCUUCAGAUACCUGGCCAUCGGAUGCUACGUGGGGGCUGCCACGGUCGGCGCCGCUACCUGGUGGUUUGUGGCUGCUGAAGACGGCCCCAUGAUCUCUCUGUACCAGCUGAGCCACUUCCUGCAGUGUUCCCCUGACAACCCUGACUUUGCCGACCUGGAGUGUCAUGUGUUUGAGUCCCCCUACCCCAUGACCAUGGCCCUGUCUGUGCUGGUCACCAUUGAGAUGUGCAACGCUCUUAACAGCCUGUCAGAGAACCAGUCUCUACUGCGUAUGCCUCCCUGGGAAAACAUCUGGCUGCUCGGGGCCAUCUGCCUCUCCAUGUCUCUCCACUUCCUCAUCCUCUACGUGGAGCCACUGCCUGUCAUCUUCCAGAUCACCCCCCUGGACCUGACCCAGUGGCUGGUGGUGCUGAAGAUAUCCCUGCCGGUCAUCCUGCUGGAUGAGCUACUAAAGUUUGUGGCCAGGAACUACCUGGAACCCGGUAACCAACCAGAGUCUAAGUCCUCUGGCCAAGGCUGGUCCCUCUCUGCAUGCAUGGAGGGCGUCUCUUGGCUGUUUGUGGGCAUCGCCCUCCCCCUGGUGCUGUGGCUGUACAGCAUCGACACUAAUGUGUCUGCCCUGUUCUGGUCCUGACUGACUCUAGCACACAAGCCUGCCAGUGCACUAGUGUGAGUGGAGAUUAACACGUGUCUAACAAAGUCCCCCAUUAACCAGGCUCCACUACAACAACACCACCAUCCACCCCAACUGCAGUGAGAGCUCAAGGUGACAUUUCUACCCCCGUCAUCGACAGAUAAUGUCAUCUGUAAGCCUUCGGCUGGUUUGUCUCCAAGCCACUUUCACCAUUCCUGUUUUUUAUUCUGUUUUUUUAAGCUGUUAGAAAUAUGUAAUAUCUAAAGGUUUGUCAUUUGUCUGUCUUAAUUGAAUAUUCUUUUUUUUGUUUUUUCUCCCCUUUAUUUGAAAAGGCAUAAAAUCACUUACAGUAUGUAGAUGUCUGUGUACAGAGAAUUAACACUAUUUUAUCAAAAUCUUUUUUUGUAGCUUUGGGAAAGGGUGUGGGGGGAGGGCAGCUAGGAGUUUAGAAGGGGCAUGCACAGAACUCAAAUGUUUGACUCGUGUUUUUAGUGGGAACGUUUACCUGUAAACACCAUGUAGAUAAGUAUGGCAUUCCAUAACUGUAAGGACCAUCAUUUGCACUGAAGAGGUCUGUAGAAAAAUGUGCAUGUAUUUUGCUCCAGCAUGCAUAACGGGGGAGGGGUUUCUACAUCAAUUAAUACUUUUUCUCUUUCUGUUCUCCUCCGUUUGCCUUGUGGUUCUUUCCUGUACUAGGUAUAGCACAGCCACUGUAUGCUAUUGAUAUGAAUAUUGAAACCUGUCUGUUAGGGUUAGAUCUGCCUAGGAUUCCCAUUCGCUAUUUCCAAAGGCAGCAGCUAAUCUUUGAUUUCCACCCAAAACCUCAGACCUGACAUGGUGUGAAACCUUAACAACCAAUCAGGCUUUUUAUAAGCAGUGUCAUGUUGAGGGGGGGCACCGUUUCAAUUAGAAAAUAAUAUACAGUGAAGCCUAGUAGCCCUUAUCUGCCUUUCAUGUUAUUUUAAACGAUUUUUGUUAUCUUGAAGAUCAUAAAGUCAUAAAUGUUACCUUAAUUUGACCGAAAGCAAUGUUUUGAUAUAGACAAGCCUGUCGUUACACACGUUUACUUGAAUAUAACACAUUAUUUUGUUGUUCACAUGAAGAUUCACUUUUUUAGGUUUAAGUCUUAAUAUAUGGGCACUGUAGAGUCUUUAUUACAACCAUGAUUAUAUAGAUUAUGUACAUUGUGCACAUACUGUACUUGAAUAUGUAUAAAUGCAACAAUUGGCUGAUUCAUUGAUCAGUUGAGCACAAGAUGGAUGUUUGGGGGUUAUUAGGUCAUCGUGCAGAUGCUGUCAGAUAAGAUGGACACCCUUGAACUUUCUUACAGAUUCAGGAUUUCUUGUAAAUUAAGAUUUUAAGGAAAAACUGGUCACCAUAACUCAUUGCGUAUUCAACAUUGUAGAAACAUCAUUUUUGUUAACUUAUGUUUGCAAUUUUUAUUUAGAAAAUGAAGCUCAUGUUGUGGACCACAUUUGUAGACACCCAAUAGCUAGUAUUUCAUUGCACAGUCUGGUUAAAGUAACUGCUGGCAAAUGCUUUAUGUAGCCUUCAACUUGCUGCCAGUUUUGGUGGUGGCCCACUCCUUUGGAAGCACCCUCUUUGGGGUCACUGUUCUGCUUGAAGAUUCACCACCUUCAAUGAAAAACCCAGUGUUUGGACACUUGAUAACAUGCUAAUUCCACAAUGCUUGCACACAUUAAAAUGCCACAGAUCCACUCAAUGAAACCUCAAAGCAUCAUCACAUCCCCAUUACUUUAUUAUGAUGGGUUUCUUUUAUUUAUUUUUUGAAUGCUUCAUUUGGUUGCCAGUAAACCUAUUUCCAAAGAAUUUUUGUUUAAUUGGUCCACGGAUAAAAAAAAGAAUUGCGGCAUUUUACCUUGAUUGAUUGGGUAUCCCAUCGGCGGUAUGGUCUUCCUGUGAUAGCUACUGACCAAAUUAAUUGUUUGAAAAGAAGAACCAUGCUUACCAUCAAUUAUGGUAGAGGUUUGAUAAUGCUGGGGCAUUGUUGUGCUGCCUCUGGUACUGGUGACCUUGAAUGUGUGCAAGACAUAAAAAAAUUGCAAUUUAAGAAGUUGUCUGAUUGCAAUGUUGAUUGGUUCAAAAAGAAAACCUGGAUGGUUCUGAAGUGGCUAGCGACAAAUCAAGGUCUUAUACAAUGUAUGAGUGCCAAAAACUGGUUUUAUGGCACCCCUCAAGCAUUAAAGAAUUUGAGCAGAUUGCUCAUGAACUGGCCCACAUUGUUAAAAGAAAAUUGCAACAAGCUUAUAGAUGGUUAUGAGAAGCAUUUGAUAAUGAUUUUGGCCAACCGAGUACUAGUUCCAGGAUGUCUAAUUAAUUUAAUGUCAUUGUCUUAAGUUUACGCAAUUAAUUUACAAAAAUACAUUUCUGUAAUUUUGAAGAUCAGGGUGUCCAAAUGUAUAAUUAAUAAUUUCGACUGAAAAAAGGGGAACAUUAAAAGGUACAAGGGUGUUUGUUUGUCAACAGCUGUGUGUAUACAAUCAAAGCUUACAUGAUUAGCUGGUGGAAGAAUGUAUAUCUGUACAUAGGACACAAGUAACAAUGUGUAUAGAGUUUUACGUUUUAAAGAUGCUACAUACCUUUACACUAGUUUACUAGAGUGUGUUUUAGACACUGUAGGUAGGUAUUCCUGGAAAGCAUGCCUUCUCCAAUACCAGGCCAGUAAGCGCUUUGUUGUCCUUAACCUAACGGCUAUUUCUUCCAAUGCCUUCCGCCUUGUUAACCCAACAGAGUGAGUAGGCUCUGCCCGCAUGCUGCUUUCCCACUCGUGUCCCCCACCCUGGGUCUGUUCAUACCAAGCCUCGCUGUCUGAGUGACUUGUAUUGCUCAAACUCCUGAAUAUGUUAAAGGUUCUGUUGCUUUAAUAGGAUGGCAGAAAAUAUUUAACCUAUGAGACAAGUAACAGGUUAAGUCUUUGGUUGCAGAUAAGUGGUUAGUGUGUGGUAACCUAAGUGGUUAGUGUGUAAGGCCAGUAACAGAAAAGUUGCUAGUUCAAAUCCCUGAUCUGAAACUGUUGUGCCCUUCUGCAAGGUGUGCCCCCCUCCCCACUAGUUGCAUGGAAGUCUUGUUGUAUUUUUAAAAUGUAAAUGACAGAUCCUACAAAUACUACCAUUCCAUGAGUGAAAUUACUAUUGGUCUUUGGACUGUUAGUUAUCGUCAGGAGCUGGUAAUUUGAAACAUUAGAAAGGGGAUUUAUUUCAAAAUGCCUUUGUCGCUAUGUGCCAGCCAAAGCUCACAUGCUAUGAGAUGUUGGCCUUUGGAAAUUCAGUAGAAGACUUUGUGUCUGUCUCAAAUCCACCUGUAUUGUUAGUUUUUGGGGGAUUGAUGACUAAAGGCUAAUUAUGGGUAGCAGGUCUUUGGCUAUGACAUGCUUUUGCAGAGCAGAGUUUUUCCCUUAAAAAUGACUUGCAUUAAUUGCCAUCUGUCUGCUUGCAUGUAGGAAGGUCAUAGAUAUCACGUCUAAGUAGAAAAUCAGUAGAAAUCAUGAAUAAGUAGAAUGGCCUUUUUUCUUCAUGUCAUCUCUUAUGCCCAAUGAGAGAGCAAUGACUCAGUGCUUUUUCCUUUUUGAACAAUGCCAGGGCUGGCCAACCCAGUUCCUGGGGAGCUCCUUUACUGCAGAUUCUCUCCGAACCUCAUUUAGCACACCUGACUGUAAUAAUUAGCUGGAUGUAAAGCUAAAUCAAGUGGAGUUGAGAACCUACAGGACAGUAGAUUUCCAGGAACAGGGCUGGGCAACCUUGACCUAAGCUACGUCUGUCUGUCCUCUGAUUUGGUUUCUUCUUCUCUUUCUUUCUGCAGCUAGUGCCGUGUAAGCCUGCCCCUCCUAGAAAUCCCUUGCAAGAAGGGCAAGGUUUUGUUUUAGUGUCAUGCAUGUGUGUUUUGAGCAGCAGCACAUCUUCCAAGACCUGGAUGUCAAUAUAGAAGAUAUCAAGACAUGACAUACAUUUCAUAAGCAAUUAAAUUUAAAGUAGUAAUGACUAGGUAUAUUUUUUAAAUAAUAAAAAAAAAAGUUUUUGGAAUCAAGUGAAGCAAUCCCACAUCCAUCAGAUCUUACUGCAUGAAGAGUCAUGGGUUGGGUUCCCCUGCUCAAACAUCAACCAAAUGAUAUACCCUGAGCUGGUUGGCUGACACAGAAGACCUAUCCAGGCAUUGUAAGAUCUGGCAUGAGCCAGCCAGGUCUCAACAGGAGGAAACUACCAUAUGCUGCUUUUACAGACCAACUCUGGUCUCUUGCCUGAUCACUGAUCAGAUAUUAGGCUGCCUGUGUAAAAGCAUCCAUAGAGCACCCUUCAGACUAAGACAGAGUUCUCAUGCCAUCUUAAUAAACAUAGAUGUUAUAGUUUUAUAUAAAUGUGAACUAUUCCAUGAUGCAUGUCCUCUGAAGCAGUCCAUCAUUUUCAGAUGUGUAAUAGUUACUGUAUAUUGUUGAUACAUUAAAUAGAAAUGAACAAUAGUACAAAUGUUAAAUAAGCUCAAAUGCCGAUCAUCUUUUCCUAAGGAAAUCUUGUUUUUGGAUGGGCUGUUUAAAAUUACCAAACAGACUUUGCACUGUAACGUGCAACAUGUUUGAAGCAGACUUUGCAGAUAUCAGGUUUGGCAGCGGCGCGGCGAUACAGUGAUGAAUACAUUACCCUGAAAGAAGCAGUCAGUCAAUGGCAAAUGUGUAUGCCAAAUCUGCUGUCAUUUCAGAGUUGACCAUUGCAUUAUGUAUCACAUAACCUGUGGUUUCUGGUAAAUAAAACAAUUAAACA
Molecule: messenger RNA, 8271 nt
Organism: Esox lucius (northern pike)
Lineage: Eukaryota; Metazoa; Chordata; Actinopteri; Esociformes; Esocidae
Gene: atp2a2a
Product: ATPase sarcoplasmic/endoplasmic reticulum Ca2+ transporting 2a
Exons: 20
Coding region: 371-3499 (1042 amino acids)
Biological process (GO): calcium ion transmembrane transport; intracellular calcium ion homeostasis
Cellular component (GO): membrane
Molecular function (GO): P-type calcium transporter activity; ATP binding; ATP hydrolysis activity
Source: RefSeq, a predicted model, not a curated record